AUGUCGCCGACGACGCCAGGACUAACCGGCCUUUCGCAUCCCUUCGCAAGUCCAAACAGUACCCACACGCGAGGUUUCAAACGCUCCGCCUCGAGCGACGACGACGACAACGGCGAUGGGGACACGCGACCUUCCUCUUCGUCGCGGCGCAGUACCGCGGUGAAGCGCGCAUGCAACGAGUGCCGGCAGCAAAAGCUCAAGUGUAACGUCCAGCAAGAUCCCUUUAUCAGUUGCGCGCGAUGCCAGAAGCAGAACCUCCGAUGCGUUAUCCAGCCCAAUUUCAAGCGCGUCGGCAAGCGCAACCGCAAUGCCGAGAUGGAAAAGGAAAUGGAGUACCUCCGCGAGAGGCUGGCCAUGUACGAGGGCCAGUCGACGCCGAACCAGCCCGUCUUGAAUGCGCCCCAGCAAGUCUCGGACAGCCACAGCCACAGCUUCACUCCCAGCACCAUGCCCAAGGUUGAAGAUGACGCAUUCCUGCAAACUCAGCACACACAAGUCGCUGCUACUUCUCUCCUAGACCUACGCAGUGGAUCGCCCAUGUUCUUUUCGCUUGGUGCGGGUGAAGUACGGCUUGGACACAGCGAGAUCAACGAACUCUUCGCCGAGUAUUUCCAACUAUACCAUCCAUUCCUACCCUUCUUGGACCAGGUACGGUCACCCGAUGAGUAUUAUUCGCAGGACCACAGGCUGCUGUUCUGGGCCAUAGUUGCUGUUGCCGCACGACGAUACGCACCCCGUCCAUCUUUACUGAAGGAACUCGCCAAACCGUUGAGCGAUCUUAUAUGGGAUUCGAUAAGAAACCAGCCAAACCACCACGUAGUCAAAGCUUUGUGUCUAUUAUGCACUUGGCCACUGCCGGCGGAGCGUACAGUGACGGAUCCAACCUUUAUCCUAUGCGGUGCCAUGAUGCAGGUGGCCAUGCAAAUCGGCCUACAUCAACCCACUCACCCCGAUGAUUUCUCUCGCACCAGAAUGCGGCUGCGUCGGGAAGAUAUACACGAUCGCCUGCGGACAUGGGCCGUCUGUAAUAUCGUAGCUCAAACAGUAUCGACAGGAAACGGGCAGCCUUCCAUCACACUUUACGAUUCGACCCUCGACUUCAAAAUAGACGAUGAAGAGCACAUGCGCAUCAUACCACCUACUCUGUUUGUGCGUUUGCGCCAGGAGAUGGCAGCAAGCAGGAUUAACAAGCUCUUGUACUCGGUGAACAGCCACCGGUUUGCCGAAGGCGCUGCUAUCAGCUAUAUGAGUCUUGAAGCAGACCGUUUGAAGGAAGAGCGCCUCAAAGAGCAGAGUAGCUCUCUGGAUGGCGUAGAUACCGAUCUUGAGGAACUCUACCACUUUGCGGUAUCACUCCACCUUCACUUAUACUCGUUCUUCAAUCCAGAGGCUCGGCUUGAAAGACGUGACGAUCUGGUCGCUUUGUACUUUGCAGCCACCGCCUAUCUCGAGCGCGUCUUCAAACUACAGCGCGAUGGCAAACUACCCCAUGUUCCAUAUUACGUCAUGCAGAUGGCUCUCGCGGCCGGCUUUGCACUACUCAAGCUUCUCAACUCUGAUUUUGCUAGCAAACUGCCCGCAGACAAAGGUCGGCGAUUUGUCCUACAAACUGUCGAUGCGCUAAGAAAGGCAAAGGUGUGGUCCAACGACCUACUGGAUCGAUUUGCUGAAGUUCUAGCCCAAUUAUGGAAAGAGAGCUCACGUGGACGCAGUCUGCAUAGUCUCUCGCAAUCGCCAUCACUCAACUCCAAUUCGGGUAUGAAUAGCAUGUUCAACCACCACAACCAACAACAGCUUCACCAGCAACAAAGUGACAGAAGAGACAGCACUGGCAUGUUCGAGGACCCCCUUGGUCUCAUCAUCCGUAGUCGGAUGAGUAUGAGUGUGUUGUUUGACUGUGCAUGGCGCUGGCGAGAAGCGCAGGUCAACGGCGCAGCUGAGCAGCUUGAAAACACAGUCAUGACGAACCCCACCAAUCCAGACUCUUCGACAAACUCUACACCGCCGCCCGGCGUUGUCAUGGAAGGCCCAGAGCAUACGACGCUUCCCAAUUUCAACCCUCAAAUCAGUACGCUGAGCAUGCCCCUCCCUCUCACUAACGGCAUGGCAAGUGCAAAUAGCUUCGAAAUGUUUGAUUCCGUAUCUUGGCUGUUGGAUACGCAGCCAGAUUGGACUUAUGGCAGUGGGACCUUUGGAAACGACUUUGGCGUCUAG
Molecule: messenger RNA, 2214 nt
Organism: Pyrenophora tritici-repentis Pt-1C-BFP
Lineage: Eukaryota; Fungi; Ascomycota; Dothideomycetes; Pleosporales; Pleosporaceae
Product: Zn(II)2Cys6 transcriptional activator
Biological process (GO): DNA-templated transcription; regulation of DNA-templated transcription
Cellular component (GO): nucleus
Molecular function (GO): transcription cis-regulatory region binding; zinc ion binding; DNA-binding transcription factor activity, RNA polymerase II-specific
Source: RefSeq, a predicted model, not a curated record